Molecule: messenger RNA, 2094 nt
Organism: Puma concolor (puma)
Lineage: Eukaryota; Metazoa; Chordata; Mammalia; Carnivora; Felidae
Biological process (GO): regulation of transcription by RNA polymerase II
Cellular component (GO): nucleus
Molecular function (GO): RNA polymerase II cis-regulatory region sequence-specific DNA binding; DNA-binding transcription factor activity, RNA polymerase II-specific
Source: RefSeq, a predicted model, not a curated record
GUGACGUUCAAGGACGUGGCUGUGGUCUUCACGGAGGAGGAGCUGGGGCUGCUUGACCCCGCCCAGAAGAAGCUGUAUGGAGACGUGAUGCUGGAGAACUUCCGGAACCUGCUCUCUCUGGGUGAGGACAGGCGCUCUCCCCGCCUCUUCAAACAUGAUACAUUCCGCUUAGAGAAGGUAAAAACACUUUGGAUGAUGCUAGCAAGCCACAGACGAGAGAAAUCAGGAGGAAAGAUCCAAAAUAAAAUGAAGACUGUUUUAGAAACAGAACCACACAAAGAGCUUUCCUGCUGGCAGAUCUGGCAACAGAUUGCAAGUGACUUAACCCAGUGUGAAGGCUCCAUGAUAAAGAGUUCUCAGUUCCCCAAACAAGGUGAUUCACCUGGACAGGUUGGGGCCAGACUAACUGAAACUCACACAGGUCAGAAACCUGAUCAGUGCAGUGAAUUUAAGAAAUAUUUCAGUGAUGUCUCCAACUUUGAUCUUCAUCAACAAGUACACACAGGAGUGAAGUCUCACACAUGUCGUGAGUGUGGAAAAAGCUUCUGUUACAGUUCAGCACUUCAUAUUCAUCAGAGAGUUCACCUGGGAGAGAAACGCUAUAAAUGUGAUGAGUGUGGGAAGGAAUUCAGUCAGAGCUCAUGCCUGCAAACUCAUCAGAAAGUCCACACCGUAGAGAAGCCAUUCAAAUGUGAGCAGUGUGGGAAUGGCUUCUGUCGUAGAUCAGCACUUAAUGUUCAUUAUAAAUUGCACAUGGAAGAGAAACCUUAUCGUUGUGACCAAUGUGGAAGGGCCUUCAUUCAUGCUUCCCAUCUUCAGGAACAUCAGAGAAUCCACACCGGGGAGAAACCCUUCAAAUGUGAUAAAUGUGGUAAGAAUUUUCGUCGUAGAUCAUCACUUAAUAGUCAUUGUAUGGUCCACACGGGAGAAAAACUGUACAAAUGUGAGGAGUGCGGGAAGUGUUUCUUUUGUAGCACAAAUCUUCACAUCCAUCAGAAGGGCCACACGCGAGAGAAACCUUAUAAAUGUGAGGAGUGUGGGAAGGGCUUCAUUCAGCCUUCUCAUUUUCGGGCCCAUCAGAGAAUCCAUACUGGUGAGAAACCAUAUGUAUGCAAAGUGUGUGGUAAAGGCUUCACUAUGAGUUCAAAUCUUCAGGCACAUCAGAGAGUCCACACAGGAGAGAAACCAUACAAAUGCAACGAGUGUGGAAAGAACUUCGGGACGAAAACCCGUUACCAGGUUCAUCUGGUGGUACACACGGGAGAGAGACCCUAUAAAUGUGAAGUAUGUGGGAAGGACUUCAGUCAGAGAGCAUAUCUUCAGUCCCAUCUGAAGACGCACAGUGUAGAGAAACCUUACAAGUGUGAGGAAUGCGGGCAGGGCUUCAAUCAGAGUUCCCGACUUCAGAUUCACCAGCUGAUCCACACCGGAGAGAAGCCACACAAAUGUGAAGAGUGUGGGAAGGGAUUCAAUCGUAGAGCAGAUCUCAAAAUUCACUGCAGAAUCCACACUGGAGAGAAACCAUUUAAUUGUGAGGAGUGUGGGAAAGUAUUCAGGCAGGCCGCAAAUCUUCUGGCGCAUCAGAGAAUCCACAGCGGAGAGAAACCUUUCAAGUGUGCAGAGUGCGGGAAGAGCUUUGGUCGCAGUUCACACCUGCAAGCCCAUCAAAAAGUGCACACUGGAGAAAAGCCAUACAAGUGUGAGGAGUGUGGGAAGGGCUUCAAGUGGAGCUUGAAUCUGGACAUGCAUCAGAGGGUCCACACGGGAGAGAAACCCUACAAGUGUGGGGAGUGUGGUAAGCACUUCAGUCAGGCCUCAAGUCUUAAGGUUCAUCAGAGUGUUCACAGUGAGGAGAAACCGUACAAAUGUGAUGUGUGCGGCAAGGUCUUCCGCCACUCUUCACAGCUACAGUCUCAUCAGAGAGUUCACACAGGGGAGACCCCUUACAAGUGUGAGACCUGUGGUCAGAGCUUCCGUUGGCGAUCCAAACUUUCACAUCAUCGCAAAACUCAUGGUGGCAGUACGGUUUAUGAAGGUAACAAGAGUGGUAAGAACAUGAAGGAAUUGUGUGUGGAAAGAAGUUCUCCAAAAUGA